Molecule: messenger RNA, 351 nt
Organism: Aplosporella prunicola CBS 121167
Lineage: Eukaryota; Fungi; Ascomycota; Dothideomycetes; Botryosphaeriales; Aplosporellaceae
Exons: 1
Coding region: 1-351 (116 amino acids)
Source: RefSeq, a predicted model, not a curated record
AUGCCGGCUUACGAUGUGGGAUUAAACCGGAUAUGUGCGGAGAUGGCGCUUCCGCUCACCACCACCUUCACUGCACCAGCAGACUGCUCACUCAAGUUCACUCCCGUCACGACAGCGACACGAGCAGACAGCGCCUACCAAACGCUCAUCCAAGACCUAAACGACGUGUCAUGCCAUCCUCCGGGCUACUCGCCCCAAUGCACAGGCUACAGCUAUCCCACCUUCAGCCCCGGGACCUGUCCGUAUGGCUACUACACCGCAUACAACAUACCGCAAAGCGGUGCAAAAACGCUAGCCGUCUGUUGCAAAACGUAUGUAAGGCAUUUCCCUUAUAGCCGAGUACAAGCGUGA